Branchiostoma floridae (Florida lancelet) is the source of this 2833-nucleotide messenger RNA. RefSeq names its product tyrosine-protein kinase Fer-like. Gene Ontology annotation, biological process: regulation of mast cell degranulation; chemotaxis; cell adhesion. Gene Ontology annotation, molecular function: non-membrane spanning protein tyrosine kinase activity; ATP binding. Lineage: Eukaryota; Metazoa; Chordata; Leptocardii; Amphioxiformes; Branchiostomatidae. The coding region runs from base 215 to 2749 and encodes 844 amino acids. The record is from RefSeq and is a predicted model, not a curated record. The transcript is spliced from 18 exons.
CUGUGCAUCCAUGACGUCAGUUGUGCACUAGUUUUGUAGCGUCACGUUCGCGGAAGUAACCCGUUUCGGGGAGGUGGAUCCGAAGUUUUCGACCGGAGAAAACUCUUUUCUUCCUCUAAACUUCCCACCAACGAGCUGAAAGAGCAAGGUUAUGCGGUAGAGGGUAUAUAGAAAGGCUAUCACUAGGAAGCAAACACAGUACCACUAGAGCAUUAUGGGGUUUGGACACCACCUACAGAGUGGGGGAGAUGCCCACCAGGCCUUGCUGCAUCUCAUGGACCAGGAGCUGAAACUACUGGAGACCAUACAGAGAUGUAUCCAUAUACGCAUCAAGAGUGACCGAGAGUAUGCCAUGGCGCUCUCCGGGAUAACCACCUUCGCCAACAAACACAAGAUUCUGGAUAUAGAGACACCUACCUUAAAUGCAUGGAACACAGUAAUAGAAGAGACAGAGACGGUGAGUCGUUACAUCAAACAGAACGCAGAAGAACUGAGCAGUGUGACACUGGAGAGAAUUACAGCACUCAUCAGGGACAAGAAACAAACCCAGCAGAUCUAUAAGACUGGCAGGGAGAGGAUAGACCAGGACUUUAAACAGGUUGUAGACCAGGAAGUAAACAAACAGAAAUCUAAAUACAAGGAGGCAGGCAGGGAGACCUCUCAAGCCAAGAGGAAGUUUGAAGAAUCUGUGUCAAAGGGUAAGACUGGCAGAGACUUGGACAGCGCAAAAGACCGCUAUGUGAAGAAGACCAGAAAGUUACAUGCGACACAUAACGACUACCUCCUGGCUACCAAAAGUGCCAUCCUUCACCAGAACGGAUAUCGGGAAACCCUGUUACCACGGCUACUGGACUCACAUCAACAGAACCAGGAAGAAAUUGCAGACCAACUGAAGGACCUCUUGUCUGACUACCAGAAGAAAACCAACCUGUCCAGAAAGGAGUUUCAGAGCUCUCACAGGAAGGUGGAGGAAACUUUAGCAGCCCUGCAGUCCAAGGAAGAGUAUAACAGCUUCAUACAGCAACACAAACACGAACCUCCACCAUAUGUCAACAUUGACUUUGACAAGUCGGUGUGGGAAGAGUACAAAGACCCCAUGUUAGAGAAACAGGAGGUUGUCCUGAACAACCUGACUUUUGAGACAGUGCAACACAGCUCGACCAUGUUUGAAACUAGCCUGAGAGAUUGCAAGGCACAGCUGGAUGAGAAACUUAAACAACUGAACGACAAGGAAACAGAGAUUGCUGAACUACAAAAACUGGGAACAGAAGGGAAACCAGAAUGCGGAGUGAAGACCCGUGAACAGAGAGAACUCAGCCAGGCCAUAAACGAGCUGAAGUGUACAGAGAUGAAGCUGACAGCUCAGGAGGAGAUGUUACAGUCCAAGAUCUCGGAGCUGGGUGACAAGGAACCUCCCGCGGGAAUCGACAUAGCCGACGUUUCUGUCCCACCACCAGCUGCUGGGGAGAAGACUGGUGGCAUCAAGAAAAUCAAGUCCAUCUUCUACACAGGGUGGAAGAUGGGUGGAGGGGGAGGGGGUGGUCGGCAGAGUGUCAGCUCCGAGGAUCCCGACCCUAACGACCUACAGGAGGAGACCAACGAUGACGGUUAUCAUGAUAUGUUCCCAGCUAAGUCCCUGACAGAUGAAGAGUGGUACCACGGUGCCAUCCCUCGUACGGAGACCUCACAGCUGCUGAAGGAGGAGGGGGACUUCCUGGUACGGGAGAGCUCCCAGAAACCAGGAGAGUACGUGCUGUCUGUCAAGUGGGGAGGGAUCCCCAAACAUUUCAUCAUACAGAGCAAUGCAGAGGGUCAGUUCAGGUUUGAGGGACAGGCUUUCCCCACCAUCAAUCAGCUGAUCACCCACCAAUGGCAGAGCAGACAGCCGGUCACCAAGAAGUCCGGCACCAUCCUGGCCAAUCCUGUGCAGAAGGACAAGUGGGAACUCAGCCAUGAUGAUGUCAUCAUCGGAGAGAAGCUGGGCAGGGGUAACUUUGGUGAUGUGAUGAGAGGAGUUCUGAAGGAUGACAAGACUCCUGUGGCAGUCAAGACAUGUCGGGAAACCCUGCCUAAACAGGUGAAAGACAAGUUCCUGAUGGAAGCCCGUAUCCUGAAGCAGUAUGACCACCCUAACAUCGUCAGGCUGAUCGGAGUCUGCUCACAGCGCCACCCCGUUUAUAUUGUCAUGGAACUAGUACCAAACGGAGACUUCCUCACCUUCUUGCGGAACCAGGGCGGAACCCUGACGACCAAUCAGCUUGUCCAGAUGAGUCUAGACGCUGCCUCAGGAAUGGCUUACCUUGAAGCCAAGAACUGCAUACACAGGGACCUUGCAGCACGGAACUGCCUGGUGGGAAACAACAACGCGGUGAAGAUCUCCGACUUCGGCAUGUCGCGUGAGGAGGAGGAUGGCGUGUACAACGUGUCAGGGGGGAUGAAACAGAUCCCCAUCAAGUGGACGGCACCAGAGGCAAUGAACUAUGGGAGGUACACAACAGAGAGUGAUGUGUGGAGCUAUGGGGUCUUGCUGUGGGAGGUGUUCUCUCUGGGCAGUACCCCGUACCCAGGGAUGACUAAUCAGGCGGCCAGGGAGAAAAUUGAACAUGGUUACCGAAUGUCUGCCCCAGAGAACUGUCCACAGGAGGUGUAUGAAGUCAUGCUGUCCUGCUGGAAGUACCAGUGCAGUGAGCGCCCGCUGUUCUCCGACAUCGAGACAAUACUCCAGAGACUCUCCAAGCUCAAGUUUUGAAGCUGCAAGUCAGAUUAGUUUUGAACAUGCUGCCUAGAAAGUCAGAAAGCGUUUUCCAAGAGAGUGUAGAGUAUCACAAUAUCU